Messenger RNA from Debaryomyces fabryi, 543 nucleotides. RefSeq lists its product as uncharacterized. The transcript has a single exon. Lineage: Eukaryota; Fungi; Ascomycota; Pichiomycetes; Serinales; Debaryomycetaceae. The record is from RefSeq and is a predicted model, not a curated record. The coding region runs from base 1 to 543 and encodes 180 amino acids.
AUGGUAUCAACGUUCAUAAACCAAAAUGACAUCCUAGCAAACUUGAUCCGCGGUAUUCAGAAUAUAUCCCUACCCGACUAUUUCCUGUCAGUUCACAUAUGGGACAGGGCCCAAAAAGACAAUGCUUCUUGUAGAUGCACUGACUGUACCACGGCUGAGGCCUCCAUGAACAACUUCAUAACCACCAACAAGAAAAUUCACUCAUACGUCGAUCCGACUUCCAUCAAGUCAUCGGAGGAGUUCUACUUCGAUUUGGUGUACACAGUCCUAUCCCAAUCUACCCACCACCCCCAUCUUGACUCAAUUCCGCGCUACUUAGUCAUGUCGCAUAUUACUCGUCCGCCUAUGCGCCUACAUGACUACUUCAAGCACAACUUGAGACCGCCCACCGUACCUCCCUGUACCUGUACGGGCCAGGAAUACCUCCUUUACAAAUCCUACUUGGUCCAUCAGCUACAAGCGAGCCUAUCAUGUAGAUUCCCCGGCUCAACCCUAACGCUAAAUGGCUUGAGUAUAGUUGCUCUUGCACCAAAGGUAACUUGA